UAUAAUCCGUUUUCAUAAGUAAUGAAAACUCUUCUUCUAUUUAUCGUAUUCAUUGGAAUAAGAGCAGUAAGGAGGAAAGAUGAUGAGUAAUUUUAAGCAAAUAAAGAAAUUUUGCAUAAUGACCCUAGUUUUGAUGAUUUAGAAGAGAUUGCAGAAAAUCCAUUAGGAGCAAAGGUUUUAUAAACGGUUGCUUUAUAAAUAAAAAGUGGAGAGGGUAUAGAUAGUAUAGUUUCUUUAUUGACAAAUUUAAAGAGCGAUCUAGAAGUAGAUUAUGCAUUUAUAAAAGGGAAAAUAAAUUCAAUAAGAUGGGUCUAAUGCAGCAAUUUAAUCAUAAUGUAAAUCAGAUAUGGACAGUUAUAGUUAAAGAAUAUAAUUAGCAGUGAAUGAAAUUAAUGAUGUUGAAUUUAAGGUAGGAAGAUUAGAAUCAGAUAUUGAGGAUUAUACUGGAGAACUAGAGCUUAAAUAAUCUUAAAUUGAUGUAAAAAUAAUAUGAUUUUUAGACAUUUUAAGGAGCUGAAAAUUCUUUAAGAGAUUUACGAUUGAAAUAAUCAGCUAAUUAUAAUAAAAGAUUAGGUUAGUUGAAAGAAAUGAUAAAUGCCUUUUAGGUGAUGCUUCCUAAAAUGCAUGAACUUUACGAUAAAGUUUAAUAGAGAGAUUCAGAAGUUUAAAAUUAUAUAUUUGAUUCUAGUCUUUUAUUUAGGAAGAAGCCUUUGCAAAUUCUUUUGUACAAUUAGCAAAUAACGGACCUUCAAAUCCAAUUUUAGCUUUAGUUUAGGUUACUUCAAUGAUGGAUUCAAGAUCUAUUCAAACUAUAAUUGAAAAAAUGGAAGUUGUAAGAGACUCUUUAAUAACAUCAGUAGACGAAGAAACUGCUUUAGAAGAACAAGCUAUAAGAGUAAUAAUUGAAUACUAAAUAAUUAGGAUAAUGAUGUAACUCUUAAUGAAAUAUUUAAUGCUAUGUAAGCUUUAACUAGAGAAAAAGCAGCAGAUGAUGAAUCAUUGUAGGAUACCAUAAGAACUAGAGACUAAUAAUAAAAAAGAGGAAGUGAUGCUUAAGCUGAAUUUGUUGCUUCAAAAACUGGUAUGAAAUAAAGAAGAGGACAAUGUCAAGAAUUAUUAGUCUAAUAUUAAUAAAAUACAAUUUAAAGAAGCAGAGAAAUAGAUAUCAUUAAAAAAGUGUAAAUUAUUAUUCAGACUAAAUUGAAUGUUGUGAAAUCUUUUAUCCAAGAACAAUAGAUUUCUUGA
Paramecium sonneborni is the source of this 1245-nucleotide messenger RNA. NCBI's taxonomy places the organism in Eukaryota, Ciliophora, Oligohymenophorea, Peniculida, Parameciidae. The record is from the annotation of a GenBank genome assembly.